Messenger RNA from Macrosiphum euphorbiae (potato aphid), 351 nucleotides. Lineage: Eukaryota; Metazoa; Arthropoda; Insecta; Hemiptera; Aphididae. The record is from the annotation of a GenBank genome assembly.
AUGUUGCGACUGCGACUUCGUACGAAGGAGCCUUGGGCGUCGGCGGAGGAAGAAGGAUUCGAAUUUCAUCCCAGGCACACCGUCGACAGUGGCGGUGGAGGUGGCGUCGGGGUGCCGAUGCUGACGGGGUGGUGGGACUUUGACGUGCAGGGGCCACCCUCCGUUCAGCAGUCGACUGGCGAGGUAGUGCAUGCGGGGUGUAUGUCUUCGGGUUUUGUAUUAAGGUAUACGAGAUUAUUCGGAAGGAACAAAGGAUCCCUGCGGGUCUACUUUCGAGCCGUCUUAGCGUGCAUUAUUAAAUUGUAUGCCGCGUCAAGAGAGCUAAAAGACAGUGGCUCCGGGAAAUUCUAA